AUGAGUGUUGAUGGAAGCGUAUCUGGCAGUUCCGGUAAGAUUCUUGUUCUCUCUAUAAGGAAUGUGGAGAUGAGUUCUUGGGUCUCUGAACUUUUUAGCCAAUCCAAAAUCAAUAACGUUAACUUGAGAGCCUUUUUUACCAAUACCCAUCAGGAAGUUAUCGGGCUUGAUAUCUCUAUGAAUGAAACUUCUAGCGUGGAUGAACUCGAUUCUGCAAAGCAGUUGAUCAGCCAGCAAAAGAACGGUUUUAUUAAGACUAAAGCUACUGAAACCGCCACUGAGGCCGAGACCAAGGCCACCGAAACCGGCAAGUCCUUCACCGAAACCGCUAAGGAAUACGAACAGAAGGCUGAAACCGGCCUUAAAGACUUGGAGGCUAAGGGCGAAGCCGGCCUCAAAGACCUUGAGGACAAGGCCGGUCCUACUGCCAAGGACCUUGAGUCCAAGGCACAAAACGCUAUCUCCGGCUUGAAGGGCGAGGGCGAGGCUGCCGGUACUGAGGCUAAGGACACUACUGAGUCUGCUGCCACUGCUACCAAGGACACUGCUGCUGGCAAGCCCGAAGAGACCAAGACUGGUUUCAAGAAGUACGUUGCCAAGUUGAAGAAAGUUUUCGACCUUUAA
Molecule: messenger RNA, 624 nt
Organism: Ogataea philodendri
Lineage: Eukaryota; Fungi; Ascomycota; Pichiomycetes; Pichiales; Pichiaceae
Exons: 2
Coding region: 1-624 (207 amino acids)
Source: RefSeq, a predicted model, not a curated record